AUGGGCGUCUACCUCAGCCGGCCCGACACUCGCAAGGAGUCGGAGUCCGGCGACGCCGGGAACCGCUGCGAGUACGGCGCGUCGUCGAUGCAGGGGUGGCGCAAGGGCCAGGAGGACGCCCACAUCGCGGCGGACGUCGGCGGCACGGCGGUCUUCGGCGUCUUCGACGGCCACGGCGGCCGCGAGGUGUCCAACUUCACGGCGAAGCACUUC
Molecule: messenger RNA, 213 nt
Organism: Aureococcus anophagefferens
Lineage: Eukaryota; Pelagophyceae; Pelagomonadales; Pelagomonadaceae
Exons: 1
Molecular function (GO): cation binding
Source: RefSeq, a predicted model, not a curated record